Molecule: messenger RNA, 1166 nt
Organism: Drosophila santomea
Lineage: Eukaryota; Metazoa; Arthropoda; Insecta; Diptera; Drosophilidae
Exons: 7
Coding region: 34-507 (157 amino acids)
Source: RefSeq, a predicted model, not a curated record
CCACAAAAGAACACUAACUAAAUCGCAAUUAGAAUGAAGUGUGCCAUUAGAAAGUGCUGCUGCUGUGAGCUGAGAUGGGGAGCCCUGAUCAUCGCCCCUAUAGACAUGAUUGCGACUGCGGCAGUUGUUUUGGAAACUAAGUAUUUGGCCUAUUAUGAAGACUGGUGUAUGGAUCAUAAUGAGGAGGUUCGUGAAAGCAGCUACUACUCUUUAGCCUACUAUACUUGGAUUAUCGCACUUUUCAUCCACUUUGCCCAUCUAAUGUCCUGUGUUUUGGUUAUUGCCUCUGUUUGGGUGCAAACCAAAAAACUGCUCAUUGUCUAUCUCAUUACUGGAGCGAUACGCAUUAUUUUUGACUUCAUAUUUUUCAUUUAUGUAUGCGUCGCGAUUGGUGCUAUGACUUUGACCUUGCUUCUCAUUGGCUGUGGAUUCGGUGUUGCCAUUUACUUUUGGGUCGUCGCCUACUCGUGGUUCAAGAUGAUCCAAAGCCCAGCAGGCGGAAACUGAAGUACCUCACUUGAUCGCACCAGGCUUAACACAAUAUACUGAAAUAAAUUCUAUGUACGUUGUAGGUGAUGUUCCACAGAUUUGGCCUAUUAUGAAGACUGGUGUAUGGAUCAUAUUGAGGAGGUUCUUGAAAGCAGCUACUACUCUUUAGCCUACUAUACUUGGAUUAUCGCAUUUUUCAUCCACUUUGCCCAUCUAAUAUCCUGAUAAUUGCAAGAGAUAACCUAAUAAUGGCUCUCGCACUGCUCAUAAUCGGGUUGGUAAAUGGGAUACUUUUGAUUUUCACCAUAAUUAACACAGUUGUUGCAGUCUGCUGUUGGUACGUUGUCUAUUCAUGGUACAAAAAGCUUGAACGCUUAGAGGAAGUCCAAAACUGAUACAAGACCCCAAAAGAACGCUAUUUAAAUCUUAAUUAGAAUGAAGUGAAUCUUAAUUAGAAAGUGCUGCUGCUGUGAGCUGAGAAGGGAAGCCUUGAUGUAGAUGUGAUUGUGACUGCGGCAGUUGUUUUGGAUAUUAAGAGUGUGGCCCUUUACUUGUCGGUCGUUGUCUACUCGUGGUUCAAGAUGAUCGAAAGCUCAACAGGUUGAAACUAAAAUACCUCAUUUGAUCGCACCAAGCUUGAUAUUAUGUAUAAAUAAAUUCUAAGUAAGCAGUUGAAA